AUGGCAGACGCAUUGCAUCUCCCAUUUGAAUUCGACGAUAAUGAUGGAUUGGGUCCCUGGGAUGUUAUGUUAAGUGAAGGUGCAAUUAGGGACAUACGAAAAUUGAAAUCAUCAACUGUCAUAAACGCAGUUGUAAAAAAAUUGGGCCAAAUAUCAUCAGGUGCUUGGGAUAAGCGCGGACUUAGACGUAUUUCCUCAUUGCACACCACCAAUCCUGUCUAUGAAAUAGUCAUUAAUAAUGACGGUCUUAAAAUUCUUUGGCAAGUUGACUGCGACUUUUCCACGCGUAGCCAUACGAUUACACAACUUGUAAAAAUAUGGGCGAUUAGCGCAGACGAUGAGAUAAUUAAGAAGACAUUGGAUAGUCUCGCGAUACUUCACUUAGUUUAUACUGCCGAGCAUAAUCGUCUUUGUGUAGUUCGCCAGGCAAUAAAUGGUAUUAUUUCACCAUGUAUCAUUGAAGGUAAUGACAGAACAAAAUCUGUAACCGACAUACCAUACGGGUCCCCGAUAAGCGGGGAGAACCUUCUAGAGGUUCACAAAAUGCUUGUAACGAAUAAGUUUGUUCCAUUAUCGAAGAGCUUGUUUAAAUCUCUUAUUACGGGCGGAGCAGAGUUCACUUUUCAGGUAUCGAAAACGGAAUAUGAAAUUAUCCAAAAUCGUACAUCAACUAUCAUUAUCGGUCGAUCUGGGACCGGGAAAACCACUUGCAUAGUGUUUCGCUUAGUCUCAUCAUGUUUACCAGAUUAUCCCAGUAACUUGGACAAUGAAAAAAGUCCUCGUAAGAAUCAAAUAUUCAUCACAUUAAGUUCCAAUCUGUGUCUUCGGGUUAAGAAUUAUUUCAAACGGCUGAAAGAUUCCGUGGAAUUAGCCGGGAGAGAACUUUCUGAAUCACAAUUUGCUGAAUUUAUAAAAAAGAAAGAGGAUGGUAUCGAUGUCAUUACUAAUGACACAAAGCACAAAGAUGAAGACAUUCCAAAAUCAUUCCGUCAAUUGACGGGUGACCAUUUUCCAUUGUUUAUGACCUACGACACUUUCGCUCAAAUGUUACAAGCGACGUAUGGGAUUGAUUUUCAAGAAUCGAUCACAGGAUUAGAACUUGAAGAAGAUGAUGACGAGUUCUGCAGAGGGUCUUCCUUUACUAGGAAAUCUAAAGCAGCGUGGGUGCACCACGUUGACUUUAAGCUCUUUCAGAAAAAGUAUUGGCCUCAUUUCAGCACACACGAACUAGAUUGUUGGAUGGUAUUUUCCGAGAUCUCUGUCAUAAAGGGUACCAACCCUGAAGGGGUCUUUUUGUCGAGGGAAGAUUACCGAAACAUUAGCACAAAAAAAUACCCAGCUUUUCGCUAUAACCGCGAUUCCGUUUACGAUUUAUUUGAACAGUACGAAAAGAUAAAAACACGGUUUCAUGAUUACGACUCCAUCGAUCGAACAAUAGCUGUUUUGCGUCGUGCCAAAAUGGAACAACUUGGUUGUUUCCCCGUCCACGAACUGUACAUCGAUGAAUGCCAGGAUAAUAGCAUAGUCGAUUUUGCACUCAUCCUAAAACUUUUCCAUCGUGCCGAAAGCGUUUUCGUGGCGGGAGAUAUAGCACAAUGUAUCGCACAAGGAUCUUCUUUUCGGUUCCAGGACAUAAGCGCGUUGCUUUAUCAAUGGGAAAUUGACCGAAGAGAAGAACAUCGUGAACCGUAUAAUGUAGCAAAACCAAAACAAUUUGAAUUAAAUAUUAACUAUCGUUCACAUGAUGGAAUAUUACAACUUGCAUCAUCAAUAAUUGACCUAAUUUGGCAUUUUUUCCCGGAUUCUAUCGACCGGUUACCGCGUGAACGCGGUGAAGUGGGCGGUCCACUGCCUCAUUUUUUUAGUGGGUUCCAGGAGACCCCUUUCAUUUUAAGUAUUUUCUCAAAUAAGGAAGGGGAAGAGAACAAAAUUGAAUUUGGAGCCGAACAAGUUAUUCUAGUCCGUAAUGAAAUAGUUAAACGCAAAUUAGAGAAGCUAGUCGGCGACAGAGGCAUAAUAAUGACAAUAUUCGAAUCAAAGGGGAUGGAAUUUAAUGAUGUGUUAUUGUAUAAUUUCUUCACAGACUCACCUGCGGGUUUGAAGUGGCGGCUAAUUCUUGCCGCAUUCGAUAAUUCUGCUAAGGGAAUUCCCGCAUAUGUCCACGAAAAACAUUAUAUUCUUUCUUCGGAGCUAAAACAUCUUUAUGUCGCGAUAACCAGAGCGCGGCAACGCAUUUGGAUAUGUGAUGCAAACGCCGACAAGAGCAAGCCAAUGCAAGAAUAUUGGGAACGUCUUGGCUUAAUAAAUAGAGUUCAACAAAUGGACAAAAUCGACUUGCAGGUACUUGCAAGGCAAAGUGAUGACAUCGAGUGGAAUAGGAAAGGAGACGAGUUUUUUGAACAAAAAAAAUUUGUCCAGGCUGCGUUCUGCUAUGAAAAGGGCAAAAAUAAAAAAGGUCAGAAGUUGGCCAAUGCACAUAAUCUUUGGCAGGAGGCCAGGGAACUCGCCAGAACGUCCAUAAAUGAUUCUAACGAGGACACUGUGAGGGAACGGUUUAAAAGUGCUGCCGAUGCUUUUAAUAAAUGUGACAAACCAACCGAGGAAGCUUCAUGUUAUGAGGAUUUUGAAAUGUUUAAAGAAGCUGGCGAUGUUUAUGCCAGAAAUAAUAUGAACUGCCUCGCUGCGAACCGUUAUUAUCAGGCGAAUAUGUGGGACGAGGCAGGAAACCACUUUGAAAAAGCGAAUAAAUACAUCAGAGCUGCUGAUGCGUACGAAAACAGUCGAAAUUAUUAUGCCAUAUUCGAAAUGACACGAAAGCAUAAAGCAGAUCUGGACAAGAAGACACUUAACGGCUUCAUAGCACGUGUCUAUAAACAUUAUCGUCACAAGGAAACGGACACGGCUGAAAAGGCGCUCGCUAUUAUUACUACAGUUGAUGAGCGAAUCAAUUUUCUAAAAGAGUAUAUACCUGAAGAUCUUCUCGACUUCUAUAUACGAGAGAAACUCUUCCACCGUGCAGCCGAACACCAAUACGCAUCUGGUAAAUUGAAAGAGGCCUCGGAUUAUUUUAUCAAAGCGGAAAAUGAUAAUGACAAUAUCGAAGCGCUGCAUUGUAUCUUGCAUUUGUGCAGUAUCAAUGUACUGAGGGAGACGAUGACGGAUAAUGCAAGUUCAAAUACUCGACAAGAGCUAUCGAAUUUGCUUGGCAAGACUAAGUUCAUUAUAGCACUUGAAUCACCAUCUUCAAAGACAUCCCCACAUUGGGCAAAUCUUCUGGAACAAGUUCGAUUAUAUUCAGCGUACUUGGAUCAAGACCUCAGCAAAAUUUAUGACUGCAUACAAUUCUUCAAAGCUCGCGAAAAUUGUGCAACAGAAUUUUGCGCAAUAAGUAUGUGGCUGAUUAUUCCACAUGAUAAUAUCCAAGCUGAAUACUGGCGUACGCGUUUACAGUUUUUAUUGAGGCUUUAUAGUUUGGCAAUCGAUUUUACUAAUUCUGUUACGCAAAGAAAAGAUUGUACGAUUUUCGAAGAUGUUUUUGCUGUAAGCAAACCAAAAGAUCGCCCGCUCAAACGUCAAAUCCUUUGUCAAAAUCUGCUUGUAGACAGAUUGCACGCCAAACAGAAUGAAACUCUUGGUGAUUGGCGCAUUUAUCGCAAAAAUGAUAUAGAUCGAGCAAUAGCACAGUCUCUUGUUAAUUAUGUCUAUGAGCUUAUCGGGCGCGCUGGCGAUAAAGGUAGCGAAAUUUCGAUCACAGGUCCUUAUAUCUGCUACAAGUCCUAUCUAAAUCCAGAUCGCGAAACGCAUCGUGUGAAACCAGGGCAAUCAGUCUUAGAAGAGCGUCUGAAGUUAUCAUAUUCUCAGUACACAGUGACCAGACGAUUACGAGAUUUGCGAAAAUUAGACAGAGUGACGUAUAACUAUGAACUUUUGGAUGAGCAACAAACUCGAUGGCCGUAUUACCCAAAAUGGUGGGCUGAACGCCUAGCUAAACUUCAUGUUCGUCUUCAAUCGCCGCAGACGGGUUAUCCAAUGGUUAUUCAGAAGAUUGUCGACGGGCAACCUGAUUAUAUACGCAAAGAUAUUAUUGAUUUGGUCUAUGAUAAGUGGCUAUGGCGAAAACAUGAGUUCAAGAUAAAUGACUUUGCUAGCAUGUUAAAAUACGUGUUUCUUUACCAGCAAUUGCGGAAAAAAGGAGAUUUUGACAAGUUCCAUCUCGAGAUGUCAAAAAGAAAGCCUCCAGUCAGUGGAAAUCCUCCAAUUGGUUUUGUCCGCUACGAAGACGAACUUAUCACCGUUGGAAAGCUGCUUUCCCUAGUUUUCUUGGAUCUAGAACAUGACGAAGGAAUCCUUGCAAUUAGACAUGCGAAGACGUUUACACGUUAUGCCAUAGACAACGCCGACAAAGUAAACCUUAUUAUGCCUGAUUCACUUGAAGACCUCGUAUCUCUUGAUCAUCUUAUGUCUCUUGUAGAGUUGACAGCAGCUCUACUAUUCGCGUCUAAGCCUGAAUAUUGCGAUUUUUACACUACUCUUGGAUAUCUGGUUAAUUGUUACAAGAAGUUCAACGUCAAUGUACUCUUUCCGUUCCAGUAUACCGAACAGGAAAGCGUUGACGAAUACUACAAGGAGUUCGAAGAUUUAAUUGAUCAAGCUCAACGUCUUCUCCACAGAUUAUUUGAUAUGGUUCAGAGGUAUUGGCCUCUGAUCUCCUUACCGAAAAUUACACAGGUCAUUCUUCGAUCGAUACGACUCCUGGCAUUAAUCGCGAUUAACGAGUCAAAUUUGAGGGGAAAAGUUUUUGAUUGUUUUAAGCAUCUGAGCGAACACCCUCACUCCGUGAGGUAUAAGGACUACCUGAAUGAACGAAAUGUAGAACGUCUUGCGCACAUUCUGUGCGACGACCUCAAUAAGACAAGCAGUGAUUCUUUAGUUAUUGUACAUUACGGUACUGGAUACCCCUCGAGGCAUAAUAACAGGGGUUUAAAUGUCAUAAUGCUUACAUACAAAACACCUGAGCAAUUUCAUUCCUCCCUCGAACGGAUCGCUAAUGGGAAACAGCCAGUUGCAACAUGUGAUCAAUGUCUAUCCCACAGACGCGAAUGUACUGCACUAGCAAACCCGUAA
Messenger RNA from Paraglomus occultum, 5124 nucleotides. The record is from the annotation of a GenBank genome assembly. Lineage: Eukaryota; Fungi; Glomeromycota; Glomeromycetes; Paraglomerales; Paraglomeraceae.